UAGCCCUUAUAUCUCUGUCUUUCUCCUUUCAUUAUUCUCUAAAAGAGCAGCUCUUUAAUGCACCAACAACCGCCUUUAAGCUCUCCUCGUUUUCUUAAAACCUUGUAGCAAAAGGGUUUCUUUUUCUUCCAAUUUCUAUUUCAGAAAACAAAGAACCAAAAGUUUCACUUCCCUUGGAUCUUUUCUUUUUCACUAUCUGUUCAAAGGAUGAAUAAACAAGAUGCCAUGAAGAUGCAGACAUGGGUUCUCAAAGUGAAUAUACAGUGUAGCUGUGAUGGGUGUAAGCAGAAAAUAAGGAAGCUGUUGCAGAAAGUUGAUGGGGUGUAUACGACUAGUGUAAAUGUAGAUCAAGGGAAGGUGACGGUGACCGGGACCGGUAAUGUUGAUCCGGCUGUACUCAUCAAGAAGCUGCAGAAAUCUGGGAAACAUGCACAGUUAUGGGGUUGUGCUGAAAAGGGGGGUUCAAAUAAUUUGCCCAACCAGUUCAAGAACAUAAGUAUGGAUGGUGGCAAAGGGGGGAAGGACAACAAAUCUCAGAAAGGCGGUGGUGGUGGAGGCGGCGGCGGCGGAAAUAACCAGCAGAAAGGUGGGCAGCAAUUUGCACCACAGCAUCUGCAACAUAUGCAGCAGAUGAUGAAAGGGUUUAACCCUCCCAAAGACCAGAAAUCUGUCAAGUUUAACUUGCCUGAGGAUGAUGGGAGUGAUGAUGAUUAUGAUGAUGAGUUUGAUGAUGAAUUUGAUGAUGAGUUCGAUGAUGAUGAUGAGGAAUUUGGUCAUGGACAUGGGCAGGGUCAGAUGCAAAACAAGAUGGUGGCUAUGAUGGGAAAAGGCCAUGGGGGGCCAAAUGGUAUGAUUAAUGGUCAUGCCAUGAAUGGUAAAAAAGGCGGUGGUGGUGGUGGGGAUAAUGGGAAGAAAGGUGGAGCUGUUGAUAUGCCCAUGGUGAUGAAAGGCAUGGGGGAGAAGAAAGAAGGCAAAAAGAAAGGAGGAGGUGAAAAGAAUAAAGGGGGUAAAGGAGGUGAUAAACAUGGUGGUAAAAAAGGGGGUGGGGGAGGAGGUUUACUUGGGUUUUUCAAGAAGGAUAAAAGUGGAAAAGAUUCCGGUAAGAAGGGUAAAAAUGAGUGGGAUGAUUAUGGUAAAAAUAAGGGCUCAUCUCAUAAUGCAAAUGGAGGCCAUGGUGGUGGUGGGAACAAUAAUGGCAAUGGAGCUAAAAAAGGUGGGGGCAAAAAUGGUGGUGGUGGGGGCCAUCAUGAGAUGAUGAACAAAAUUAAAAGUGGUGGGUUUCAAAACGUUGAUGUUAUUAAUCAUGGCAAAGGUGGUGGUGGGGGUGCGGCCCCUGGCGGUGGCCACGGAGGUGGCAAUGGAAGCAAGAAUAUGGGACAGAUGGGCCAAAUGGGGAAUUAUCCAAUGAACCAGAUGGGUAACUUUGCUGCAGUACAAGGACUACCAGCACCAGCACCAGCACCAGCAGCACCAAUGAACAGUGGUGGUGGGUAUUAUCAAGGGAUGGGGCCUGGGAAUCCCUAUAAUCAGCCUCAAUAUAUGCCUGCCAUGAUGAUGAACCAGCAGAGAGCAAAUGGGGGGAUGUAUCAGCCAAUGAUGUAUGCUCAACCAUAUCCUCCCCAAGCAAGCUACGGCCCUCCGCCUAUGCAUCAGCCCCACUCCGAAUCGUAUGCUCAUUACUUCAGUGAUGAAAACGCAAACAGCUGCAGUAUCAUGUAAAAUUUUCCCAGUAUUAGUAAUGCUUUUUCUUUUCCAUCGAUCUUUUUUGGCUCUCACUAGGGUGCUUUACACAAAAGCUUGCAAGGGAAAUGUUUAGUUUUCCCUAUA
Molecule: messenger RNA, 1827 nt
Organism: Hibiscus syriacus
Lineage: Eukaryota; Viridiplantae; Streptophyta; Magnoliopsida; Malvales; Malvaceae
Product: heavy metal-associated isoprenylated plant protein 34-like
Exons: 3
Coding region: 208-1719 (503 amino acids)
Molecular function (GO): metal ion binding
Source: RefSeq, a predicted model, not a curated record